Molecule: messenger RNA, 3741 nt
Organism: Anguilla anguilla (European eel)
Lineage: Eukaryota; Metazoa; Chordata; Actinopteri; Anguilliformes; Anguillidae
Product: alpha-2,8-sialyltransferase 8F-like
Exons: 7
Coding region: 443-1531 (362 amino acids)
Biological process (GO): N-glycan processing; oligosaccharide metabolic process
Molecular function (GO): alpha-N-acetylneuraminate alpha-2,8-sialyltransferase activity
Source: RefSeq, a predicted model, not a curated record
GCAGGAGAGGAAAAAGUUGCAGGAGGAAAAAGGAUGGGCGUGGGGAGGUCCAGAAUGUACAAGCAGUAGCCGCUUUGAUUUUGGGAUUCGGGCAGAAAUAUGGAAUGUGGUAGGGUCCGUCAAAGAAAGGAAGUACGGGAGCGUAUGAAGGGAAAAGGGAUCCAACAGCACGUAUAAUAUUAAGAGGGUGAGGACACCUUCCUUCCUUUAGAAGGAGAAGAGUCAAAAAGUAGGGGGAAAGGGGUUUAUUAAGGGGGCUAAAAUGAAGAUGGACAUGCAAUGAACUUAAGGAAGAAGGUGUAGGACAAGGCGAAAGGACAGAGACAAGGAGAAGAAAGUAGAAGAGAGAGGGGGUGAGAGACGAUGAAGAAGAGAGAUUCACGGAAAGGAGAACGGAGGAAUUGAGAGCUGUCGGGAAGGGAGAAAACACAAGGCAGGAGGGAUGAAGUGCCUGCUGCUUAAAAUGUUAUUAAUCUUCAUCUGGCUGACCAGCAUGAUAGUGUGCGUCUGGUACAUCUACAGCCAUGGAAAUGUCACACCAGUGAUAUCACACAGGAUCUCACGUCUGCAUUUGAAGAAGUCCUUCCCCAACUCAUCUAGGACUUGCUUCAACACUGGGAAUAAAAACACAAAAGUCCUAAAGCAGGUGAUGGAGCGAUAUAAUGAAAAGUGGAAAAAGCAGGAGGACAACAUGAACAGGCUGAGGUCUGAGCUGAACAACAGUUGCCAGGGAAUAUCUGAAGCCAUCAUCACACAAGACAACACACCGGUGGGGACGCAGAUUAAGUACGAUGGUGAAAAGAAUAAGCUCCGUAAGGUGACCCCAAAUCUGUUCAGCACAUUCAGUAAGGAGCAGCCAUUAAAGAUCUUUAUCCGGAAGACAUGCGCUGUUGUGGGGAAUGGAGGGAUCCUGGUCAAUAGCAGCUGUGGAGAGGAGAUAAACUCUGCCCAGAUUGUCAUCAGAUGUAAUCUCCCUCCUUUGGGAGACAGCUAUAAUGAAGAUGUAGGCAACAAGACAGACCUUGUGACAGCAAAUCCCAGCAUCCUCUUGGAAAAGUUCCAGGGACUGACGGAGUGGCGCCGCCCCUUCCUGGAAACAAUGAGUAACUACGGCGACUCCUUGCUGCUGCUGCCCGCCUUCUCCUACAUUCCCAACAUGCCCCUGUCGCUGCGCGCUCUCUACACCCUGCAGGAGUUCGGGAGCCCCGCCCGGCCCGUUUUCCUCAACCCCAGGUACCUGAGCUGCCUGGCGCGGUUCUGGAAUUCCCGGGGCCUGGCGGUGGCGCGGCUCAGCACCGGCUUCAUCGCGGCCAGCCUGGCGCUGGAGCUGUGCUCCGACGUGCGCCUCUACGGCUUCUGGCCCUUCCCCCUGCACCCGAGCGGCUGCCACCCGCUCGCCAACCACUACUACGACAACCGGCUGGGCAAGAAGGUGCACAAAAUGGACGCCGAGUUCGAGCGCCUGCUGAGCCUCCACAAGGAGGGAGUGCUGAAGGUGCACCUGGGAGAGUGUCAGACUGACCCAAGGUAACCAAUCAGCUCUCUUUCCCCACCUAUACAAGCACGCUGGGAGACACCAGCCAAUCAGCCGGCUGCCCCUACCCGCAGUGCUGGAAAUGGGAUUUCACUUUGGGGGACGGACACAUAGGACUGUCCAAACCUUCUGUACUUGUGCACACACAGACAUGGGCUUUCUCCUGUAUAAGACUGAAGUCUGUUCACUGGAACUGGGCGAGACUUUGCUCAGGUUGGCAACCACUGGUGUCGUCUGACCAGUAUUAACCUCAAUCAAGCUAUUUUCACUAGAUUGUAAAAAUACAAACAUAUACUGUUUUAGUAUGUUUGUAUACAAAUACUUUUAUAUUUAUUGUCUGUGGGGAGGGGUGACAGUGGGAACCUGGAUCAUUUUUUUUAUAACGAUGCAAAUGAAAAAUACCGUUUGUUCUGACUGUAUCUGGAAACAGCCAGGCAGAGCUAAUGCAGGGCUGACAUCUUUCUGAUCUGCCACAUCCUAAAGUGUGAAACCGGUCAGGUUCUGUGAUAUUUAAGAAGAUCUUUCUUAUUGAAUCAUACUGGAGAAAAUUAUGUUUUUUCUUUAGUGUCCAAACAAAAUUGGAGUUUCCCAUUUCUUUUUUUACAAUUUCACCCUGUUCUCUCCUCAGUUUAUAGGCAUUGCAUAUUCCUAAUCCUAGUUGUACUUCAUUUCACCAACAACAACUGCCCCAGUCUCAAAGGAUAUUUUACUAGUUACAGACACAGCUGAAAAAGGCACCGUAUGUCCAGUAGGUGUCGCCGGAGCGCAAUUUCAGGGAGAGGACUACUGUACCUCAAUCUAAUAUCCCCCAUGUGGGGACAUGGCCAAUUAUGUCCAUGGGGUGCCCUGUCCCUAGGCAACAAAUGAUCCAUAGAGGUUCAAAUCUGCACAAGACCAGUCAGCACUGCAUAAAACUUUACUGGCUGUGCCACUGGGUUAGCCCUGGGUUUCACAAAACAGAAAACCCAUAUGGAUGAAAAUGUACUAAAAGGCAGCCGUAGAUCUUUCACAGCAGUAAAUUAAUUACAAUUUAAAAGGGCCAUGCUGUCCAACUGAUUCCCUUUGUUAUCCUAGCGUGAAAAGGGCACACCUUGUUACUGUACAUCCGACUGGGCUUUUGCUUGACGUUCGACAUCAACAGGCAUUUGAGGGUUCUGUCACUGUGCUGUCACCAACUCAUUCAAGUAAGAGAAUCUGACUCUCUGUGAACACAGAGGUCACUGGGUUAGUCUGAGCUGGCUGCUCAACACUAUCAUUUUAUCUGGUUAUGUGCGUCACUGGACCAAACUUGUACAAAUAAUUUGACCGACAGCAAAAGCUCUGACCUGUUUAACAAGCAACAGCAAACUGUUGUCUAAAGCUCAUCCUGGCAAAGACUGUCGUGCUAUACAUUCCCUCCAAAGCCUCACCUCUGCUAAACAUCUUUAAUCUAGGUGCUACAGGGAAUCUUUCUCAGAGCUCUACUACUGCAAGAAACCUUGGGGUAACCAUAGAUGACUAGUUUCUCUUCAUUCUCUGCACGUAACAGCAGUAAGUGUAUAUUUUUUCUAAACAAUAUUUUAUGUAUCUUGCUCAACCUACUUAACACAGCGUGCUCUCACACCUUAACAAAAGUCAUAACUUUCUCGUCAGUCUCUCUGCUUGCACCACAAAGCCCCUGUAACUAAUGCAAAACACUUCCUAAGCUGACUUAUGCCACACCCCUCCUUAUUUUACUUCCCUGACUAUUUCCUCCAGCCCACAUCAAGUUCACUGCCCUGUAGGUACUAGCCGAGCAAAUGGAACAGCUCCACCAUAACUCAAUCUUCAAAUGUUACACCCUAGGUAGACCUCUCAAUUCCACAGCCUUGAGGCAACCGGCUGUCCCCUCCCUGCAUGGUUUCUUCUCCCAGUUAUGCCAGUUUGUACUGACCCCACACAGGUGAAGUGAAUCUCCAAAAGUGGCCAGGUCGUAAGCUUACACAGCAAUACCAACUUUAUACACUAGAGGUCACCAGUUCACUGUGUACAAAUGGUACCCUAUAUUCAAGUCCUGAAUCCACGCAAAGCUUUCAUGUUAAUUAAAAUGUUUGGUUGAAGCUUGCUAUAAUCAUGAACAUGACAAGCCCUCUCAUAUAAAAUCCAGACUUUGGGACAAACCACAAUGUCUUUUUUUUUUUAGUAAACGAAAAAUAUUUUGUCCUAUUUUUUAAAAAGAUGUUCUACCU